ACUUAUUAAAUAAAAUCUGUGAAAUUGCCUCCUCACCUGCUAGAGAUAUGUCAAAUAUUAAAGACUUGUUAGAAGAUGAAGAAUUAGUUAAUAGAUUAGUCUUUCAAGUAGAGCAAGGAGGUUAUUAUAAAUACUCAGUUGUAGAUAAUAUUUCAGAAGUAUAUAGUUUAUCUGAAAUACAUGAAUAUAAUGGAUGGGAUGAACUCAAUUAUGCAAAAGUACAACCACCUAAUAGUGCAGAAUUUGAAGUAAAACCUCACAUACUUAGUGCAAAAAAAAUAAAUAAUCAAAAGAAAAUAAUAGUAGGACAAGAUUCAUUAAAAAAAUAUGUGAAUCAAGUUUUGCAGAAAUAUUCUGAUUAUCUUAGAAGCUAA
Messenger RNA from Cetraspora pellucida, 374 nucleotides. Lineage: Eukaryota; Fungi; Glomeromycota; Glomeromycetes; Diversisporales; Gigasporaceae. The record is from the annotation of a GenBank genome assembly.